AGCAAUAACCUGCUCUAGCUUCCAUAAUGCCUGUGUUCCAGUUGGUUACUCCCCAUGUUAGGUGGAUAUCACCGCUGAGAGGUUGUCACCUGGCUUUCGUCGAAACGGGCGAAUCUCAAUGUGUGACUUUUCCUUCACCUUGGCUUACCUUAAGUUACUUCAUACACGUGUAGUGGAACUUUACGAACAGACCAGGUUUUGGAUCAGGGAACAGGGCGCCUCGGAAAAACCGCGUGCUCAAGGGAUCCACCAUCUUACGUCGCUGCAAUUGGGCGCGUCAAGACUCGAUUUUUUUUGUUUCGCAAGCUCCAGCUGGGUUCAGCAACUACCCGCACCCAAGAGCUCUGCGUGCACACUAGCAUCAUCAAACCUCGCCGAGAUCGCGUCGGCUCAGUGCAUGAUCCCCUUCCUUCGCAUCUGCAUCACCAUUCUUUCUUUGUUCUAAUUCCAAUUGUCAUUUCUCACUAAUUAACAAAGCUAUGCCUCCUCCGAUGCCCGCGGGUCCCGCCGGGGCCGCUUCGACACCCGUGUCGCCUGAUUCCUCGCUGUGGGAUCGCAUCUCGACCUGGGUAUCAGAAAACAAGGCAAUCGUGUACACUAUUGCUGGCGUUGCUAUUGUCGUCACGGGCGCCGGUGCGGUCUAUUACAUCCGGAGCAGUCCCAGUUCCGAAUCGAAGGACACAACACCCAAGCUCAGCAAAAAAGAGAGGCGGAAACGGAAACAAGCCGAGAGAGAAGGAGAUGCUGAGAAGGCUACCACAUCGACAAGCCCAGCCGAGCCCGCCACUUCGGCUCCCAAGGCUGCCGCUGUCGAAGCUGCCGACGAGCUACCUGAGAUUGACGAAACAACAGUCGAACGUCUGUCCGCGCUUCAACGGAAAGAGUAUGCUGCCAAGUUGAAGGAGGCCGGCAACAAAGCGUACAAUGCGAAGGACCUGGAGAAAGCUAUCGAUCUUUACUCGAAGGCUAUUCUCUGCAAACCGGACCCCGUCUACUUCUCAAACAGGGCCGCAUGCUACAACGCACUCAGCAAGUGGGAAAAGGGAGUCGAGGAUAGCACUGCGGCUCUCAAUCUCAAUCCUGAGUACGUCAAAGCGCUCAAUCGCCGCGCGAACGCCUACGAGCACUUAGGCCAGGAUCGCGACGCGCUCCUCGACCUCACCGUGAGCUGUAUUCUCGACGGGUUCAAGAACGAGCAGACCGCACAGGGCUUGGAGCGCUUGCUUAAGAAAUCCGCCGAGACGAAAGCCAAAGACGUGUUGAAAACGAAGCCCGCCAAGCUCCCGAGUUCCACGUUCGUCGGGAACUACCUCCAGAGUUUCAGAGCCAAGCCUCGGCCGGCCGGCCUGGAGGAUUCGGAAGAGCUUUCAGAGGAAACCGGGAAAGGCCAGUUGCAAAAGGGUCUCAAAGCCUUGGAGAGCAAGACCGGACCCGGGUACGAGGAGGCUGCUGAGGCUUUUGAGAAGGCUUUGGAGCUGGGCGGUCUCGGCGAGCAUGAGGCCUACGCGUAUAACCUCCGCGGCACCUUCAACUGCCUUAAGGGCAAGCACGAAGAGGCCUUAGCGGACCUGUCUAAGAGCAUCGAGCUCGACCCUGAUAUGACACAGAGCUACAUCAAGAGGGCGAGCAUGAACCUUGAACUUGGCUCACCUGAAAAGGCUGAAGAGGACUUCAAGGUGGCUGUCGCCAAGAACGCCGAGGACCCUGACAUCUACUACCACCGUGCGCAAUUGCAUUUCAUUAAGGGCGAGUUUGCAGAGGCCCAGAAGGACUACCAAAAGUCGAUCGACUUGGACCGCGAUUUCAUCUUCUCCCACAUCCAGCUUGGUGUGACCCAGUACAAGAUGGGCUCGAUUGCUUCCUCCAUGGCCACCUUCCGCCGGUGCAUGAAGAAUUUUGAGAAGUCUCCCGACGUCUACAACUACUACGCCGAGCUACUCCUGGACCAGGGCAAGUACCAGGAGGCUAUUGAGAAGUUCGACCGAGCCAUCGAGCUGGAGAGGGAAACCAAGCCAACCUGCAUGAACGUCCUUCCCCUCAUUAACAAAUCUCUUGCUCUCUUCCAGUGGAAGAGCGACGCUUCAGAAGCAGAGAAGCUCUGCGAGAAGGCCCUCAUUAUUGACCCGGAGUGCGACAUUGCUGUAGCUACCAUGGCCCAGCUACUCCUACAGCAGGGCAAGGUUGCCGAGGCCGUCAAGUACUUUGAGCGGGCCGCCGAACUAGCUAGGACCGAAGGAGAACUGGUGAAUGUUCUCCAAUACGCCGAAGCUACGAGAACCCAGAUUCAGGUGCAGGAGAAGUACCCCGACCUUGCGAGGAGGUUGCAGGCCAUGGGCCCAGGGAUGAUGCGGUAAACGGUUGUAACCGCGGAGAGAAAGGGCGAGCAGAGCCAACUCAGCCAUCCAUUGAGGCGAAUGCGCCGCCGGGUUGGCGUGUAAAAUGAAAGAUACGCGGCGAGGGCUGCCGAGCCAGCACAGAUUUGGUUCUAAUUUGUCUUGCGGGACUUUGGGAUUUUCUUCUCGCUAACAUGUAGAGAAGAUGGGUGGUUCGUAAGGAGCGAACCUUCUAUGACGGUGUAACGGGUCCUCGACGAAGGGCUAGGCUAGUUUUUUCGCAUUGACAGGGUCAUGUGGAAGGAUAACAUCUGCGCAGGUAUCCUAGACUGAGGCGUCCUGCGCCUGUAUUGUAUACAAGUGGCUAAUAGUACUGUACUUCCCUCAAGUCGCACCCUGUCCGUUCGCUCUAACUCCGGCUGGCAUGUUAACCUUCUUGGUCUGAACUGGACUCAGUUAUCGUGAUAAAUAGAAAACUCUUAAGAAUGCCUGCUUGA
Canariomyces notabilis is the source of this 2830-nucleotide messenger RNA. RefSeq names its product mitochondrial precursor protein. The transcript has 4 exons. Gene Ontology annotation, cellular component: mitochondrial outer membrane. Gene Ontology annotation, biological process: protein insertion into mitochondrial inner membrane; protein import into mitochondrial matrix. Lineage: Eukaryota; Fungi; Ascomycota; Sordariomycetes; Sordariales; Chaetomiaceae. The coding region runs from base 480 to 2354 and encodes 624 amino acids. The record is from RefSeq and is a predicted model, not a curated record. Gene Ontology annotation, molecular function: protein-transporting ATPase activity; protein binding.